Messenger RNA from Vigna angularis (adzuki bean), 1215 nucleotides. RefSeq names its product metalloendoproteinase 4-MMP. Gene Ontology annotation, biological process: collagen catabolic process; proteolysis; extracellular matrix organization. Gene Ontology annotation, cellular component: extracellular matrix. The transcript has a single exon. Bases 15 to 1097 code for a protein of 360 amino acids. NCBI's taxonomy places the organism in Eukaryota, Viridiplantae, Streptophyta, Magnoliopsida, Fabales, Fabaceae. The record is from RefSeq and is a predicted model, not a curated record. Gene Ontology annotation, molecular function: metalloendopeptidase activity; zinc ion binding.
UUGAAGCGACAACCAUGUUCCUUUCACUCACAUAUUCGUUCACUUUCUUCUUCACUCUCAUCCUCACAUCAUCAUCACCUUCACACAUUGCAACAUUCACACCACCAGCCACCAAAAUAUCCAUCACAAGCCACAACAUUCAAAGCCUCAACAAAGCUGACAAAGGGACUAAAAUCGCAGGUAUAUCGCAGUUUAAACGAUAUCUACAUCGUUUUGGGUACCUACAAAACAACAACAACAGUUUUAACGAUGAAUUUGAUGUCGUGUUGGAAUCUGCUCUCGUCAGAUACCAAGGAAACCUUGGUCUCCAAGUAACCGGGAAGCUCGACUCCGACACGGUUGCUCAAAUGAUCACACCAAGAUGUGGUGAUCCAGACACAAACACAAGACAUCAGAAUCACGAUCAGAAUCACGUCCACAAAGUGCAUUCUUCAAAGAACUUCGUGUUUUUCCCGGGAAAACCACGUUGGUCACGUUCAAUGCCGAUGACACUCACCUACGCCUUCUCACGUGAGAACAUGAUCCACAGUUUGAGCAUGAAAGACAUAAGAGAGGCAUUCCGAAAAGCAUUCUUGAGAUGGGCUUCGGUGAUUCCUGUUAGCUUUGUUGAGGUGAGUGACUCUGAAGUUUCGGAUUUGAAAAUAGGGUUUUACAAAGGGGAGCAUGGUGAUGGUGAGCCCUUUGAUGGGGUGCUUGGGGUGUUGGCCCACUCCUUCUCGCCGGAGAUCGGGCGCCUCCACCUUGACGCGGCAGAGACAUGGGCGGUGGACUUUGAGGCCACCGUGUCGGAGGUGGCGGUGGACUUGGAGUCGGUGGCCACACAUGAGAUUGGACACUUGUUAGGAUUGUCUCAUAGUUCCGUGAAAGAUGCUGUGAUGUAUCCGAGUUUGAGGCCACAAGAUAAGAGGGCUAAUCUGAACAUUGAUGACAUAAAGGGAGUGCAAUCUCUGUAUGGAUCAAACCCUAAUUUCAGAUCAGAGUGGUCGCUAGAAUCUGAUAUGUCGGCAAAUAAAGGUUCCAACUUUCUCAAACCUUUCAGGUUGGCUUCUAGUUUGAUCAUAAUAAUUUCUCUCAUGCAUAGUUUAUGUACAUUAUAGUUCAUAUCUCCUUUUCUAUGGUUGUACUUUUUUCCAACUUUUUAUUCUUUUACGCUUGUCAAGUAGAAAUUCAAUGAUCAUGUGGGGUCGAGUAUGAAGAGCUACAAAGACCCUUAUA